GUCAAACGGUCAAGACGCGGAGCUCCGCCAAAAAUCCAGGGAGCGAGCGAGCGAUAGAGAGAGAGACUACAAGUCGCGCUUUGUGGAAAAAAUAUUACCCUAAAAUUAAUUGCAAAAGAAAAUCCGAAGAAUCCGAAAAAAAAACCCGAAAAAAAGCAAGUGCAGGCCCAGCGGAAUUGCCAAUUAUGGGCUAUCAGAGGCAGCCCUGGGAACUCUUCCAUUUUUUUUGAGUGUAAUGUGUGCAACGGUAUUCCUGCUUGAACCGUGUUUUUUUUUUUUUUUCGUUACGGGAGCAUGCCCAUAGCAUGUAGAUACUGCGUAGACCAGGCCAGCGGAUGAGGGCCCCUACGGACUUCAAUCUGAAUAGAAAUUUGGAGCCACCAGGCAAAUAAGAAUAACCUUGAAGGCUUCUUCUGGCCAAGGCUCCUCCUGUGCCUGUGCCUGUGUACUACAGGGGCUCUUUUGGAGGGCUCUCGCGUACAACAUGGCGUAUGGUCGAUGUGGUGAAAAGUAUAAAAAUAAUUAAACAUCUGUGCAUGUGCAUGUGCGUGUGCGGUGCGUGCGUGCGUGUGUGUAAGUGCCAAAUAAAAUAUUAAGCAAAUAAAUACGGGAAUCAGCAACUCGAAUCGACUCCCGACUUCCGACUCCCGAGUCCCGAGUCCCGGACUCCCGAUACCCGAUUCCCGAUUCCCGAUGACGCAUUCCAGAGAGUAGGGCAGAAGGUUAAAUUACACAGAACGUCAGAUUCGCCACCACACUUUCGGAGUGGUUAAGUCCGAAUUCGGUUACGUUAUUCGGACUCGGCGGAAUACGGAGUACGCAAGUUUGCCAGAUUAUAGGCGCAGCCGAGAGGCAGGCGUAGGAGAGCGGAGCGGAAACUAGAAAACAGCUAAAUCAGCCAACGGUACCUAGUCCCACAACCACCCCCACCACCACUCCCCCGCCCCCUCCCCCGACGACUACCAUAAAAGCACCAUAACAAAGUUGUUGUUGCCUCUGGAAUGCUGCGAAAAUGCGCAUAAAUACCGAGUGAAAAAAUACUAUACCACAAGCGAAAAUUGCCCUAAAAAUAAACCGAAAUCCUCUGGAAAGGAUUUGCCCAAAAAAAUCGAAGGAAACAAAAAUAUUUCAAAAAAUUAACUCAACCAGAAAAUGUUUCUAGCUCUUUGAGAAGGAGAGAGCGCGGGAGAGUGCCAGUCGAACGAGAGCGAGAGCGAGCUUCGGGAGAGGAGAGAGAGAGCUGCUCCGAGCAGCGUGGCGAAAUUCACCACGAUAAAAUACAACAAAAAAAGAGACAACAAAAAAUACUUUCACUCUCGCCAGAACGCGGCGGCGGGCGGCAGGCAAAGGCAGGAAGCGCAUAAACUGACAGACAGCGAAGAGAAAGAAGAAAAGGAAGAGGAAGAGGAAUAGGAAGGGAGAGACUAAGAAGCAGAAACAGAAGAAGAAGAAGAUUCAGCAGAAACAGUGCUGGAGAGAGUGAGAGAGGAACAGUGAGUGAAAACAAGGAACACAUCCGCAGUGCAAAGGGAAAACUUUUUGCAUGCCACAAGCAGCAGCAGGAACGGCAGCGGCAGCAGCAGCAGCAGUAGCAGCAGCUGACUGUUGCAGAAAGCCUGACAGCGGGACGGCUGCAGCAGGACCCGGACAACACUGUUGCGGACAGGACACGCGUCCGGUCCUGUCAUAAUCAGUUCAAUAGAAGCCUCUAGCAAACAGCGGCUCAGCGGAUACGUCGGACACACCCGAACACGCGCAGCAAGAGGCAACUUUAAUGUAUCCUUAGAAUUCCAGACAGCUCCAGCAGUGUAAUGCGCCUUGGGGGAAGUGGCAUACCAUACGACGGCGACCCCCUGACAAUGAGCGCAGCUGGCAACGAUUAUGCCGAACUAUGCGAUCUUGGACCCUCACGUUGGAGUGCACGAGCCUACGGAUACCAUGGCGGAGCAGCGUCGGGACUUGGCCUUGGCGGCCCCAGUGGCGGGGGCGGCGGUGGCAUCGGCGGACUGGCCGGGCUCAUUUCGGGCGCCACCCAAUCAUCAUCCAGCGUGCCGACUGGCGGCUCGCAAGGACUCAGUGCCCACCAUAUGCGGAGCAGUGCGGGUGCUCCUAGCAGCUACGAGGCCGAGGACAUCGGCUUGGCCUUCGGCAUGAUCAGUCCACCGCCCGGCAGCGGCGGCCCCUACGGGGGCUCGGGGGCAACGGGCAUGGGCGGCGGGUCGCGUGUGGGGAAUAGCACGAGCUCGCUGCGCGCCGGUGGCGGAGCUGUGGGCGGAGGCCGCUCGGGGCUCUACUACUCCCCGCCCGGCACCUCGUACACAAUCGUGGAGCGACCCCACUCGCCCCACUACUACUUCAACUCGGCGGGGGUGCCCACCAAGGGGGGCUCGCUGCCGGGACGCGGCUCCGCGUACCUCAGCUCCUCACCCGCCAGCCACAUGGCCGCCGGCACGGCGGGCACCCUGCCCACCUCGACGGCGGCCAGCGGGCGGUCGGCCAUGGGCAACGGCAACAAGAAGCGCCCCAUAUCGCCGGAGCAGGUGCUCCGCAUGUUCGGCGCCACCCAGUCGUCUUCAGUUCCUACGAGUAGCUAUCACUACAGCAAUGGCGGCACACGCGAUCGCACCGGACGACGCAGUCCGGCCAGCAGUCCGCCCUCGACGACGCAUCAGAUCUAUCGGGAUCGUGAGCGGGAAAGAGAUCGCAGUGUUCCGAACAUCCACGAACUAACGACGCGAACCGUUUCCAUGUCUCGGGAUCAGCAGAUCGAUCAUGGCUUCGGUAUCUGUGUCAAAGGAGGCAAAGACUCAGGCUUGGGCGUCUACAUCUCACGCAUCGAGGAGAAUUCGGUGGCCGAGCGCGCCGGACUGCGACCCGGUGAUACAAUCCUAGAGGUGAACGGCACCCCAUUCACCUCAAUCAAUCACGAGGAGGCGCUGAAGAGAUGUGUGCAGAUAUUGAAAUCGUCACGUCAAAUCAGUAUGACGGUGAGAGCCCCGCCCACGCUGAACUCGACGGCGCCGCUCCAUGGAUUCGGACCACCCUCCCGCGACCCCAUGUACGCGUCGAUGGCACCACCCCUGCAUCCACAGAAUCAAGCGGCGGCGGCCUCGGGACAGGGCCUGCCCUUCCGGCAGACCUGCUCCUGGAUGGAUCGGCACGGCAGGCCCGCCUCGCCGCCCAUGGAGUACGGGGGCCGACGGAGCGACCGGCGCGAUCGGAUACGUCGCGUGGAGCUGCUCAUAGAGCCGGGACAGUCCCUGGGCCUGAUGAUACGCGGCGGCGUGGAGUACGGCCUGGGGAUCUUUGUCACCGGCGUCGACAAGGACAGUGUGGCCGAUCGGUGUGGUCUGAUGAUCGGCGACGAGAUCCUCGAGGUCAACGGCCAAUCGUUUCUCGAUGUGACGCACGACGAGGCCGUUGGUCAGUUGAAAUACCACAAGCGCAUGUCGCUGGUGAUACGUGAUGUGGGCAAAGUGCCGCAUUCCUGUACCUCCAUCGAGAUGGAGCCCUGGGAUGCCUACAGUCCAACAGGCACAAGGGCACGCCGAAAAGGUCAGAUUGCGACCAUGGUGGAGGAGAAGGCCCGCUCUCUGCUGCCCCGUCAUCACUUUGCAAGCCUCUCCUACUAUAUUGCAGAGUAUAGUGGGAAAGCAAUGACCAUAGAUGCCUUUGUUGCCGUCUUACUAGAGAUGUUAGAUACGUACGAAAAGCACACGCUAGUGACGGAGAUCCGAGAACUUGUGUUCCCCGAGGAUCGCACGCGAUACGAUGAGCUCGUCUAUCGCCGGGAACGCGAUCCUUAUAGCGUGGACAGGCAUCGGCGUAAGGGAGACCCCGCCCGUGAUUUGCCGGUAACAGCUGACGAUUUGGAGAUUAUAGCCGCCACCGGACGUAGUCCCUCAUCGGACUCGGGACUGGGCAUGACCGUAACGGAUAUACACAAACGACCCGCAAUCCAGUUGCCAUAUCGGCCCAUGUCGGCGGGACCAAUACUGCAUCGCGCACAGCCAGCAUCACAUUAUCAGACAGCAAGUAACCAAUCUUCAUCAUCAUUAUCGCCACCACCACCACCCCAACAACAACAACAACAACAACAACAACAACAACAACAACAACAGCAACAACAACAGCAGCUAAAGCAUCAGAAACAGCAACAGCAUCAGCAUCAGCAACAGCAACAUUAUCCACCUCAUCAUGCCUCAUUGCGUCAUCUGGGUGGCAUCAACAUCAACAGCAUCAGCAGCGGCAACGUGGGAUCUGUGCCUGUGCGUCAUCAUCAUCCUCACGAACAGUUGGGACCAAAUCAGUUGCAAUUCAAGCAAACCAAAGACAAUCAGCAACAGGAAUACGGCUGUGAUGAGCAUAGAACUAGAGCUCGCCGUGGAAGCGAAACCCUAUUACCGGAAUACGAACAAGAUACGGAACAGGAGUUGGCCACAAAACUCUCAAGGAGUUUCGAUAUGAAGGAAGAAGGCGGCACAUUGCUGGGCGAUAAAGGUGUACGAAGGCAUCAGUCCAUGCAGCGUCUGUCCGCUGAGCAGAAUGGUGGUUCAACGACUGAACAAACACAUGAACACAAUCCAAACGUCGUACCUGAUCAUAGAGGCAACUUACACAUUACAGUUAAGAAAACCAAACCAAUUUUAGGUAUUGCUAUCGAAGGUGGUGCUAAUACAAAACACCCGCUCCCUAGGAUAAUCAAUAUCCAUGAAAACGGUGCAGCAUUUGAAGCGGGCGGCCUGGAGGUCGGGCAACUGAUACUGGAGGUAGAUGGAACAAAGGUUGAGGGUCUACAUCAUCAGGAGGUUGCUCGACUGAUAGCCGAGUGCUUUGCUAAUCGUGAAAAGGCUGAAAUAACCUUCUUAGUUGUCGAAGCAAAGAAAUCAAAUUUGGAACCGAAGCCAACAGCGUUGAUAUUUUUAGAAGCCUAACAUUUGCUUGCCCUGCCGGCCAGUGACCCAUUGGAACGACAAAAACUCGAGUUCCUCUACGAAUGGGGCAUCGAUUUAACGGAGACGCCAAAACCAAUGCCAACACCAAUACCGCUAACAAGAGCCAAAAAUCCACCGCCACUGCCUCAUGAGCUACACAACAACAUCAGCAGCAACAACAGCAACAGCCAGUACGGCAGUCAGACUGCGCUCAACAAUCAUCAGCAUCCCCAUCAGUAUCAUCCCAACACUCCUCCCACCACAAACAACACGCAAACGACUCAGACGACACAAACGACACAUACAACAAAGACUACACAAACCACACAGCCACCAACGGCAGCAACAGCUGCGGCCAAAACUCACCAACAACUGAACACCAACACACCAACGAAAGCUUCGCGUGAGGCAACACCAACACGGGAACAGCAGCGCGAGCAGCAGCGAGAGCAGCAGCGAGAGCUGCAGCGAGAACAGCAGCGAGAGCAGCAGCGAGAACAGCAGCGAGAGCAGCAGCAUGCAACGCCCACACGCGAGCAGAAGCAACACCAACAACGUCGACAGCUUCGCGAUCAGCGUGAACUGCGCGAGCAACGUGAGCGUGAAUACCAAGGACACGAACAACACCUCCACGAACACCGCCAUCGUGACCACCACGACCUACAGCAGCAGCAGCAGCACCACCACCACCCCCAUCAUUCCCAUCAGCAAUCAUCACAGCAGCAGCAGCAGCAACAGCAACAACAGCAGCAGCAGCAGCGCUACAGCAGCAGCAGCAACAGCUACAAAUCUCAUAAUAAUUCCGUUUACCAGUAAAAAAAAAGUCGAAACUGAAAAAUGCAAUUGGAGCAACAAGUUUUUGGGAACAUUCUUUCAAACUAAAGAACAGCAAUUCAACCAGUCAACAGUUUAAUUGUGCUAACUAAUUCCGACCCAAACAGAACAGAGUCUCUCCCCCCGCCCCUCAUGCACGCCUCCUACUACACUGAACAAAACGCGCUUGACAAGAGAUACAAAUUUGGUUACGUACAUGUGUAUACUUUUAUCCCCUGGAAAAUGCUGUAAACGUAUAUGUGGAAUAUAGAAUACAUUUUUAAUUGAAUGUUGUUGCAAUGAGCCUCUCACCCAGCCCCAGUCACAACACCAGUCCCACCUUCCCCAGCUAUUCCCAUAGAGAAUUUCCAUGUCGUGUUGUUUUGUUGUAGCUAAAGAGAUGCUCUAAAAAAAAAAUACAAAAAAUAUCCCGAAUGAAGACCAAAAUUUUGGGUUGAAAACUUUUGAGUAAAUCCAACCUUUGAAUAUUCCAUAUAAUUGUUUUUUAUAUUAUUUUAUUUUUUAUUUUAACAAAUAUCAAAAGUAAAAUUUCAACACUGCCAAAGAAAAAAGACAGAAAAAAAGAAAAAUCAAAUAUACAAAAAAAUACCGAUAAAAGCCCAGAGCAUCUCCCUUGCUUUCUCCACUCACUGCUAGCCUCCUACUUAAGUCCCCAAAACAAUUAUAUGGCCUGCCCCCACCCCCGAGGCAGCAAGUAGAAAUACAACAAAAAAAACCAACCGAUCCCCAAACUAGAUUAACCAGUCAAGAACCUAACCAGAACCGAGCAGAACAUAACCUAGAAAUCCUAAGACGAAACUCUCUCGAACCACGUACCACGUACCACGCGCUAGUCGAAAUGUGUAAAUCUGUGUAAACAUAUUAUUGUAUGAUUAUUAUUACUAUUGAUUAACAAUCGAGCAAAGUAGUUUAAAUGGUUAGACAUUACGGGCAUUAUGUUUAAACUGAUAAACUGGCAGAAAAGAGUUUAUUUCCACGAUAUUACUGUAGGAGAAGUUGUUCGAAGGGAAACCUACAGACAAAACAGAACAGCCCCCAGAAGAGAAUGCAACAGCAAAAUAUGGCAUACAUUAAGAAAACCAAGAGCUUACAAAUGUUAAAAAGAAAACCAAUAAUAAUAACAAUUAACGUAUCUAAAGAAUCCACUAAGCAGUAAGCAAAAAGAAGACGAUGCAGAGAAACAAAUUAGGAAAAGAAAAACAGCCGAAGACACUGUAAAUGUAAAAAGAAUAAGCCACAAAAAAGCUUUUGUUACACUCUCACGGACACCAGCAGACACACACACUGAACACACACAUAAGCACUAGUAUUCACACACACACUGAACACACAUACGCAUACGCAUGCAUAUUGCCAAAUUUUUUAUAGAAUUCAAGCAGCAAUAUAUAAUUCACAGCCACAAAACACUCAAGAACAAACAAAUAAGAGCCCACCUAAGCAAAAGAUAAUUUGUAAAAAUUAAAGAUAAUCUUAAAGCUAAAUCGCAAUUCAUGUAAAAAUUAACAAAAGUAAAUAUAUUCAAGACAAGAUACCCACAAGCAGAGGCCACGCCCAUAACCACACACACACACAAACACACACGAACACAGCACACUGACACCCACUCGAAAAACUUAGCCAGAGAAGCGCAUACAAAAAAAUUUUGAAAUUUAUCCAAAAUAUCAAACAAUAUUCCUGCAGUGUUGUAGAGUUGAUCAAAAAGAAUGGAUGAGAUUAAAGGAAACUUAUAAAGCAUCCAUACAUUCUGUGCCCCUCUUUGAGGGAUCAUCCGAUCGACUUGACAGCACUGCCGAGAUAUCCCUGUUAUUAGUACAACUUAAACUGCACACUGCACAAUUUUUGAAUGUUUGUUAAAUGUUAAAUCAACACCAGAAAAAACCAGCUGCAAAAUUGUAUUCCCCUUCACAAACUUAGUAAGAUUAUGUAUAUCCCUCACACCACACCACACCACACCCUUACUAACCAGCCCGAUCCCAAGCCAAUCCCCGAUUCCGGAUCACAACACCAGCCCCAAUCCCAGUCCCAACUCCAACCCCAACCCAGAGCCCCAAAAAAUGGUAAACGAAUUAUGAAACUACAAAGGGAAGGAGCUACGCUAUUCUACCACUAGGAGAGCUACCAAUAACAUUUACGCUGUAGAGAAAAACUAAAACGAACGCUUAGAAUUUGAGGUUGAUUGGCAUUAAGUAAAAGUUAAACGAUGUUGAAGCAUGAAGAGCCGGGCCGACAGGGCGCGAUCACGAGCAAAUAAAAAAUAAAAGAAUAAAAGAGUAAAAGAAUAAAAACCAAAUCUUAAAGAAGAACAAAACCAGGGCACGACCUAACAACUGAUUGUGCAACAACCAGAAACUUCAUAUAUAUUCUGUAAAAUAUUAGCAAAAACAAAACAAAACAAAACAAAAACCUUUUUAAUAGAAAACAAAGCUAUUUUUCGCUCUCUCUAUGGAUCGAUGAGCCGAUCUACCGGUGUACCGAUCCACCUAUGUAUAUCUGUCACUCACUCAAUCGUUCAAUCACUUGGUCAGUCAUCGUUUUGGCAAUUGAUUUGUUGUUGAUUUCGUUCGUUGUGUGUGAUAGUGUUUGGAUUCAAGUGAAACUUUUGCAUGUCUUACGUACGUAGAGCAACUUGUUCCACACCCAAGUCCAGGUCCAAGUCCAAGUCCCGCAACAACAGCUUAACUUUGUGUCUAGAGAUAUACUCGUACAAUAAACAUAUAUAGUUAUAGUAUGGCUUGUUUUCUCCAUUACGAAACUAACAGAAUCCAUUUCUCUGCUAAGCUCUCUCUCUCUCUCUCUUAUUAACUCUCUAUAUAUGUAUGUAUGUAUGUAUGUAUGUACGUGUCUGUAUGGAAAGCAAAAAAAAGCUAAACAAAGAAAAAAAUAAAACCACAGAAUAUUUAUUAAACAAAUUGAGAAAUUGAGAAAUUGAAUCGUUAACGAGAUAUUGUACUUGUACUUUUGUUGACUAUUAUGUAAUUAAACGCUUUACUGUAUAUUAGUUAUGUACAUUUUUAGCUACAUACAUGAAAACGAUGAAAAUGAUGAAAAUUCGAAACAAAAAACAAGCUUAUGCUGUUACUUAUUGUUAGUGAUUCUACCACAUAAAAGACAAACAAAAAUCUAAUUACAAAUACAAAUUACAAAUUGAAUUUUCCAAAAUUUAUAAACACACAAAACACUCAGUUUACGAUGUCCGAGCGGGGAAUGUAUGUAUGUAUCAGCGGAUUAACGGAUUAAUUACCCCUGACAUGCCGGACGGACGGACGCCUCUGUAUAUUGCGAUAGAUUCCGAAGACAAGGCUUACCUAACUUUGAAACUAUCAGAUAAAUAUCUAACUAACAUAAUAUAUACAUAAAAUACAUGCUAAACAUAACACAUACUAUACAUAUAUCGUAUUUAUAGAAUGCUAAACUAUAUCUAAAUUGUAAACGACAAUGAGAAGCAAUUUUAAGCAAAGCCACCAAAAAACAAUUUCAAUUUAUGUAAAAUUCAAAUACAAUUUCAAUUUCAACUUCAACACCCUCACACACACACACCCCCACACACACACACACAAUUACACACAAACACACACCGAUGAAGCAAACUAUAUACAACAGUAUAUGUAUAGUAGGUAAUUACUAUAUAGGAAUACUAUUACAAAACAACAACAAAAAGGCUAUCUAUAUGCUAUGCUUAUAAAAGGGUAAACGGCAUUUAAACUCAUUCAACCAACACCAAACAGAAACAGAAACAGAAAACCGGAAUCAGAAUCGAAAUCGGAAGUGGAAGAAGAAACGAAAGCUUAUAAAUACCAUGCGAAAACGUACUAUAAAUGUAUGUAUGUAAUAGAAAAAAGCCACAAACCACAAACAACCAUGUACCACUUAAAUAUCGUAAAAUAAAUAGCAAUAGCCGAUAGUUAAUAUGGAUUCUAGUCGAUAUGGAUAACUGUAUUACCGAUUAGCAGAGCCUCAGCCGAAGCAAACCAGUUGUAAAAUAAAGAUUGAGCUAGACUUUUAAUCAGAGAUAAUCCAACUUGUAGAUAUAUCGAUAAAUAUAUAUGUAUAUGUAAACGUAUAA
Drosophila miranda is the source of this 9831-nucleotide messenger RNA. It is a transcript of the gene dysc, whose product is annotated as whirlin. The transcript has 17 exons. The record is from RefSeq and is a predicted model, not a curated record. Gene Ontology annotation, cellular component: cilium; stereocilia ankle link complex; plasma membrane. Gene Ontology annotation, molecular function: protein binding. Lineage: Eukaryota; Metazoa; Arthropoda; Insecta; Diptera; Drosophilidae.